GGCGAAGCGGCAGCGCAGCCCCGGCCAUCCCAGUGCGGUGCUGCCGCCCGCCCCUUUCCCGCGCCCGCCCCGCCCCGCCCCGCCCGCCAUGUUCCGGCGGGAGCGCGGGGCGCAUGGAGCAUGCAGGGCGCAGAGCACUCCGGGCAGUGGGUGCUCAUUGCACCAGAGGCUGCUAUUGACCCCCCUAAGACAUCUGACAGUGAACCCGUGUUUACAAAGCUGCGCAAUCCAAGCACAGGGGAAGCAACCCUUUACUUAUUCAAUAGUGGUGCUCAGCAGCUGUUUGAAGUAAAAGCUUUUCAAGAGGAGCGUCGUUCCUGGUUUAUAGGUCAGACUGUUCAACAAGAUGGGCGCUUGCUGUUUGUUACACCAAUGGACCCCUUAUUUCUGAUACUUUACUACCUCAUAAAGGCAGACAAGGAGCAGCAAGGAAAGUUCCAGCCACUUGAUCAAGUUGUGCUAGACCCAGAAUACCCUAGCUGCCCAUUACUGCUGAAGUGUGCGAAUGUUAAACAGUACAUACAGCACAUAACAGAAGAAAAAGAGAUUGGCAGUCAGAAAUUCCAUAAAUACAGCCAAGAGAAGACACUGAAGUGGUUAAAGAAAAAGGUUAAUCAAACAGUGAAAGCACUUAAAAGCAACAAUAUAUCAGUAGGUGAAAGGGUACUUGCAAGUACAUUUGUCAGCAGUAAACAGAUCACAGAUACUAAAGAAGACUACGUACGGUAUGCCCAUGGGUUAAUAUCAGAAUAUAUUCCUGAAGAUCUGAGUAAGGAAUUGUUAAAAUACUUAGGGCUCCCAGAACUCAGAAACCCAGCACCAGAGCCACCAUUGAAGAAAAGGAAAUUGUCAGAUGUCCCUGUGGAACCAGAAGAAGACUAUACUAAACUCAACAGCGACAACCUGAAAACCAAAAAGGCAAAUACCAAGCUGUCUGCAGCACAGAAGGCUCUGGCCAAAGUUGAUAAGAGUGGAAUGAAAUCCAUUUCUACCUUCUUCAGCUCCAAACCUAAAUCAUCAAAAUAAAGACUUGUUCUUGAAAGAGUUUAAUACAGUGGUUAUUUUUAUGUUAAGUUAAAGAUGUCUCCUGGGGCUUUUUGUUACUAUAGUGUAUGCAGGGUAUGUCUGGUUACAUGGUGGAGUGUGAUGAAGAGGCAGCAUGACACAGAGCUCUUGUGCCUUAGUGGGGCAAGGCAUGCAGAUAUUCCAGCCUGGGUGGAAUUCCAUCGGGAAGAUGGUCUAGCUGCUUCAACAUGGUGAGCUGAGAAGCAAAGCUUAGCGUGGUGCCAUACUUCUUCUAGAGCAAGCCCAGUCAAGGCCACCAGAGAGUUUUCUCCAUCACACUUCAUGCUGGGCUGAAAACGUGCCCUCCUUUGAUGAGUUCUUUUAUUCAUAAGGAGCAUUAUUUUUUGAGAUUUUCUGAAGUUUUUUACCCAGUAUUACACCAGAGUGGGAUGGCAUUGUUACAUUUUUAUUUUGACACAAAUCUAACUGCUGAUGUAAUGCUGAUGCAUUGUCAUUGGUGGCAAUUUAUCGAGGCAAAGAUAUUGUCUGUGUUGGGAUUUGGGAUGUUUUCAAUAUGCUAGAAACUAAUUGCAAUAAAUGUCAAUGUACAUGUAAUGCAAUAAAGUGCUUUGUGUAACAAA
This is a messenger RNA of Pseudopipra pipra, 1646 nucleotides long. RefSeq names its product ribonuclease H2 subunit B (gene RNASEH2B). The transcript is spliced from 11 exons. The record is from RefSeq and is a predicted model, not a curated record. The coding region runs from base 121 to 1026 and encodes 301 amino acids. Gene Ontology annotation, cellular component: ribonuclease H2 complex; nucleoplasm. Gene Ontology annotation, biological process: RNA catabolic process. NCBI's taxonomy places the organism in Eukaryota, Metazoa, Chordata, Aves, Passeriformes, Pipridae.